AUGUAUGUUCUCCUCUCCUUCUGCAUCAGCUGAUCUUCUCUCUGUCAGUUUAGUGUGAAUGACACUGGACAUCAGAUGCCAAAGUGUUUUCUCUAAAGGCACAGCAGGAGAGAACAUUUAAGGCAAUAUAGUGUUUUUCUGAGGCUUUUGGCUUGACACCUCUAUAAGUUUCUCUUCGGGACAUUUGGCACAUAUGGGUUUCUGUUGGUGUAGCCGUCAAGCAUGAAGUGGAAUUUGUUUAAGAAGAAGCCUGCAGCCAUGGUGGGCCCCGAGCCCACGGGUGCCAGUGCCCUGACCAUGACCCCUGCUGUUUCCACACCUGCAGACAACUCCACUGAGCACCAGGGCCCAGUCAGCAAGAAUGACGUCUUUGGUGACAUCAAAAACAAGUUCCUCAACGAGAUGGACAAGCUUCCAUUGCCUUCCUGGGCCAUCAUCGCCAUCGCGAUUGUAGCCGUGGUCCUCAUUCUCACGUGCUGCUUCUGCAUUGUUAAAAAGACCUGCCUUAAGAAGAAAAAAGGCAAGAAGGGAAAGAAAGGCAAGGGAGAAAUGGGAAUGAAGAACAUGAAGGGAGGAGAGAAACAGGAAGAGGAUGAUGAUGAAGAAGAUAUAGACACGGGAAUAACUGAAGAGAAAGAGGAGGAACCGAAAGAGAAGGAGAAGCUCGGCAAACUGCAGUUCUCCCUUGACUACGACUUCUCUGACAACAAGCUGACAGUGGGCAUCCUGCAAGCUGCAGAUCUUCUCUCCAUGGACAGUGGCGGCACCUCAGACCCGUAUGUCAAAGUUUUCAUUCUCCCAGACAAGAAGAAGAAGUAUGACACCAAGGUGCACAAGAAAACCCUCAACCCCGUCUUCAACGAGACUUUCCACUUUAAGAUUCCGUUCACUGAAAUGGGAGGAAAGACUCUGGUCAUGUCUGUGUAUGACUUCGACCGUUUCUCGAAGCAUGAUGUGAUCGGUGAGGUGAAGAUACCUAUGAACACCCUGGACCUGGCACAACCUAUCGAGCAAUGGAGAGACCUGGAUAGUGCAGAGAAAGAAGAGCCUGAAAAGCUUGGAGAUAUCUGCAUCUCUCUGCGCUAUGUACCUACAGCUGGAAAACUCACCAUCUGUAUCCUUGAGGCUAAGAACCUGAAAAAGAUGGAUGUUGGAGGACUCUCAGAUCCCUAUGUGAAGAUUCAUCUUCUGCAAAACGGCAAGCGGCUGAAGAAGAAGAAGACGACUGUGAAGAAGAACACACUGAACCCGUACUACAACGAGUCUUUCAGCUUUGAGAUCCCACAGGACCAGAUGCAGAAAAUACAAGCUGUGAUCACGGUGCUCGACUACGAUAAGAUUGGCAAGAAUGACGCCAUCGGGAAGAUCUGGGUGGGCAGCAAAGCGCAGGGCACUGAGCUCCGGCACUGGUCCGACAUGCUGGCGAACCCACGCAGGCCCAUCGCUCAGUGGCAUCCACUCAAACCUGAGGAAGAGGUGGAUGCCACGUUAGCAGCCCUCACUGCCAAGAAGUAAUCCUGUUCUUCUCCCUUCCCUCCCUCUCUCCUUUCCCUACCCUUUUCCUUUCUUUCACUUUUCAACAUGCACAACACGUCAUCUUACCCAAUCAGCACUGAAUUACAGCCAUGGGCCACCAGACUAGAGUUAUUAAAGAAGACCAGCUCAAAUGAGAAAGUGGAUCAGAGUCUAAUGAGAGAGACUCUUUCCACAGAUGUUCCUGAAGACAGGCCGAGCUCAAAGUUGUGUGUGUGUGUAUAUCCUUGAGGUUUAUUCACAGAAGAGAUGUAAGCUCACAUUCACACCCAAAUAUCCAAAAGCAUUCCAAAGUUUUCCAUCGGAGACCAUGGAUAGAAAACACUGCCUAAUUUAACACAUUCCUUCUAGAUUCUCUGGUCAUCUACUGUAGAUGAAAUCAGUUCUGUUACUUUUGUUGAUUCUGAAAGGACAGUGAAGAAUUGUUUAUCAUUGUGAAUAAUAAUAAUAAUAAAAAAAAAUUAAAUGUGGGAACUGGAGAGAUAGUUGGACUAGAUGCUCCUGCCCAGCCAGAAGGAAUCUUUCAGGUGUCGAUUACACUGCCUGCAAAACAACCUCUUCUUCCAUUCUUCAGUUCCAGCUGUCAGCUGGCUUCUUCCACUGCCCAACAUCCUAACAAACCCUGUCAAAAAGGAGACAAGCCUUGAAACAUCAUGAAAUAAGCAAUUCUUAGCUGCCAGGGACGUCUUCCUGUUAGCAUCGGUGUAUUUGUUUCUUUGCUUUGAUUUCUUGUAGUAAAUGUUUUCUGCCUGAGCACUUUAAAUCAAGGUGUGUUUUUAUUCCAGUCAAUGCUUUCAACCUGCUUUUUAUUGCUACCUGCAGUUUUUGAUGUUCUGAAUCCUCUCAUUAAAGGAAUAGUUCUCCAAAAAAUGAAAAUUAAGUCAUCAUUAACUAACUUUUCUUUCUUACGGCAGUGGAACACAAAAGGAGGUGUUUCAAAGAAUGUUCAUGUUGCUCUCUUCCAUACAAUGGAUGUGAAUGGUGACCAAGCUUAAAAAAAAAAAAAAAAAGGCUUGAUCUGACAGACUAAAAUUGUACAAAAAUCUUGCUUGAUUUGGAAAAGAGCAGUGUGAACAUUCCUCAAAAUUUCUCUUUUUGUCUUCUACAGAAGAAAGAAAGGAAUGUCAUACGGGUUUCGAAAAACAUGGGUCAACUAUUCCUUCGAGAACUACCAUCACUCUUUGUUUUCAUGUUUUAUUCUUGCUUUAAACCAGAAGUUAUGGUUUCAUGAGAAGAGCUGAUAGAAGGCACUGUUACUGUGUGUAUUUAACUGCACAUCUUACCAAACCGCUGAACUUAUUUGCACUACUGGAACUGCAUUCUGUACAUAUUGCUCUAUCAAUCUCAAUACAAACAGUACUUUUGUGAUGGCGCAUUCUUGAGACAAGUUUGCAUUUGUUUAAAAAGAGAGCUUGUAUCUUUUGAAAGCUGCUUUGGGGCUUACAGUACGAGUCAUUGUGUGAGGAUAUGAAUCUCAGAAUAUCUUUUUGCUUAAGACCGACACAGAACUAAAUCUUUGUGCGUUUUAUCCUCAUAUUUCUUGGAGAAACUCUUUUGGCAAUGAUGAUAUUUGUUCAGUUAUUAAGUAGUUGGGAAAUUAAGUGCUAGCCUGAAUUGGAUCAAGACUUUUUUGGAGCAUUAUUUAUUGAGUAGAGACUUUUAAACCAGGCCAAAAACUACAAAGAAGAGAGCCAAGAAUGGAUUUGAGGGAGACUUUGUUGUGAACAUGCUGUAACCCAAUGAAAACAACUCCUUCUCAUAAGGAAACGUCACUUUAGCAGCUUUUAUCCUGCACCACUAUCUCAUCACUGCAACAUUACUCUACUGAACUCUAGUGAAUCAUCAUUUGUCCAGUUACUUUUAGAGUUAAAAUGAAAAGUCUGUAAUCGUAACAUUUGAAACCUGUCUGAUUUUCUAUCAAAAGCACAAUAAAAGUAACUCUACUCAUGCUUUAUAUUCAAAGUCUUCGGAAAUCCUAUUGCUUUGUGUGAGGAACAGAAAUGUACAUAGAUCACCCAAAAGUGAAAAUUCAUCAUUUACUCACCCUCGUCUCAUUCCAAACCUGUAUGAUUUUGUGUAACACAGAAGAUAUUUGUUUUCAUCCACUCAGUUAAAGUCAGUGGGUUCUAAAACAAGAUUGGAUCCCAUUGACUCUCAUUGCAUGAAGGAAAAAAAAAUUCAAACAUUUUUUUUCAAAAUGUCAUCUUUUGUGUUCCACAGAAGGAAUGUCAUACAUGUAAACAAUAACGGAAUUUUCCGUUUUGGAUAAACAUUCCAUUUAAGUUUGAAAGUUUUAAAUAUUGGCAGUUGAAGCCAUUUAGUGUCAAUCAAACAUAAAAAUCUCUGAAGACUGUUGACAGAAUCUUUAUUUAAAAGUCGCUUCAGUGACGUUUCCUGUAUGAGAUUCCCCUGGAUAAAACAGAAGCUGCUCUUCUGACAGGCUGUGUUCAGUUGCAAUAACUCUGUUGUUCGUUAUUUCCAUCCACAUUCACAGUGGAGUUUGACAUUUUCAUGUAUUUUUGCAGGUCUAAUGAAUGUGUGGUUAUUUAUCACUUGUUUAUUUGACAUCAUGCUUUUUUUCCCUCUAGUAUCGUAUCGAAACCUCUUUUUUUUACUCUGUUACUGUUCUGUACACCAUUUGUUCUGGUGUAACCUUUUACACAGAUAUGUCCCUUAUUUCAGUACUUUCACAAAAAAAUUGCACCUCGCAACUACCACCCCCUCCCCAAACCCAUAGGCGUGUAGUUUGAUCUAUAUAUGCAUAGUUCCUACUUUAUGAUACUGCAUGUUACAGUACAAAAAGAUGUGCAUGUUUCAGAGAUGAAGCAAAAAAUAUAUUGUGUACCUAAGUAGGUGUUCUUUGUCAUUUUAAUAACAAAACGGAGGGGGAUGAAUACUGUGUAUAUUUUCUAAUCAAAUCAAAUAUGUAUUUAUUUUCUGUGAGUGGGUACUGGAGAGAAUAUGAAGUAUACUAGACUAAUCUUCAUUUUCGGAUUCAAUCCAUGCCUGGACAUCAUGAGCAGAUACUGUAUGUUAAGUGCUUUGUGUGAACUAAUAUAGAAUGAAAACGUAGCCGCAUGCUUGCCGUCUACUAAUAUUGUUAAGGGACAAAAUGAUUAUGUAUUUAUUUGAAAUGAGUUAUUUAUAUUUAUUUUUCAGAGUAAUAUUUGUAUGUGUCUUUGUCAGAAUAUGUUCGUGGGAAGUCAAAACUUCCAGCGGGGGCUCCAAGUGGAUAUUUCCCCCAUCUUGUAGGAUCCUGUAAUCAGCAGAGUAUCUCUGUUGGAACUACAAUGUAAAGUUUCGGAUCAUACGGAAUCAUUAUGAAAAAAAAAUUACACUUUAUUAUCAUUUUUCGUCUUUUCGCUGUCAGUGCCAAUGAGAGAAGUCACGUUUACUGCCAUUUUAGCUGACUUUACGUCAUUCUUACGUGAUUUUUUCGGACCAACUGAUUUCUACCUUGGCAACAAAGUUGCUGGAGCACAAUACUAUCAAUCGUGUUAUAGAAAACUUGGAGUCCCCAUUGUUUUCUAACAAGCUUUUAUUUAUGAAUCUUUUACAUAAGAACAGUGUUUAACUAGCCAAUAAACCGCAAGUUUGUGUGUGUGAGUGUGAAUAAGAUAAAGCCAUAAGACUUGAGCUAAAUCUUUGGAGCUCAGCUAUAUAUAUAUAUGAUCCUAAAACGUCUCCUCCUUUCAUAGGCCGAUUAAUCUCCUCGACAUUCCACAUAGUCUGUGAAGCUACAGGGCCGCACUGUUUCCUAAGAUGUGCUGAGUUAAGCAUUAUUGGCAGUUCAACUUGAAAUAGUCAGUCUUUCUGUUAAUAAUAAUGUAUUUUUGAUGAGUUUAUGAUGAUUUCAGUGUAUAUUGGGGUUUGGAAACGCCUUGAUUUACCACAAAGUGUGCUAGGGACGUCUGUGUGAACUUAUAUAUGUGCUCGUAGUUGUUGCCAUUCCACUAUGUAUGUACACAUGCAUUUUUGGGCAAAGGGCGAUUCUAAUCGUUUAACUAUGAGAAGUUGUUUGCUUUUACCAUUUUAAUAAUAAAUCGCAAUCCAAAAUUCAAUAUGGGAUACCUAAAAAGUAUAUAAUUUGGACAUUCGGACAAGAAAAUUGAACAUAACUGUGCAGAAAUUCAGCUUAUUCAAGUAAUUUCAAUCAGCAUUGCUUGAGGUUUGAGUGAGAAUGCGUGUGAUUUUAAUAAUAAUGCAUAGGCCCUUCAAUAAGGAAUAAUCAUUUGUUGGGAGUUACUCGAGCACUGCCAUUCUGCCUGUAUACGGCAGCGUGCACAAUAAACAUUUAUUUGAAACAUUCCUGAUCGUAAACCACGGAGUUGUUACUUGCAAGCAAGGUAUUUGGGGGCAGUUUAAAAACUGCUCAUGGAUUCCGUCUAUAAGUUGCUCUCCAUUUACGAAACCAGCUCAGUUGUUUUUGUAUCUUUCUGUGACUGUUUUAUGUGAUACAAAUGAAUGAGAAACUGCUCUAACGCCCAUAACAGAGAUGGUUUCAUUUAUUUUUAUUUUUUUUCGAAUGCUAGCUGAUGCCUUUAUGUCUGCUUUGGCGUAAUCACAUAGCUAAGUUCUGGGGAUAAAAGAAUCAAAAGCCUGCCAUUGUGUCUCUUUAAUUUGAUUCUUCUCUUGCACUUUUCAUUCUGCUUAUCUAGAGUUGUAAAAUGCUCUUUUUUUCUAUUUGUAUCUAUUUGUGAUCAGAUUUUUUUUCUUUAGUCGGUGGGAGAUUGUGAGGGUUUGUCCCUCAGGCUAUGUUUGUACCUGUUUCGGUGUUUUCGUGUGCGUGCGUGUUUUCAUGUCCGUAUUGUCGUGCCUAGUGUGGAUCAAUCGCAUGCUUUAGCCCUUGAUGGGACACUUUGAGAAAACCUUGCUCACAGACUCUUCCCACAACCCCCUAGUGGACAGUACAUGAGCAUCAGCAAUCCUUGUAAAGACGUCAAGGGAACCAAAUAGCUCUACAGACUUACCAUGUGUGUUACCAGCUCUGUACUGAAACAAAUGAGAAAAUAAAGGCCUUUUAAUUACACUAAA
Messenger RNA from Cyprinus carpio (common carp), 6567 nucleotides. RefSeq names its product synaptotagmin-2-like. Gene Ontology annotation, biological process: synaptic vesicle endocytosis; cellular response to calcium ion; regulation of dopamine secretion. The record is from RefSeq and is a predicted model, not a curated record. Gene Ontology annotation, cellular component: dense core granule; axon; synaptic vesicle membrane. Lineage: Eukaryota; Metazoa; Chordata; Actinopteri; Cypriniformes; Cyprinidae. Gene Ontology annotation, molecular function: calcium ion binding; clathrin binding; calcium-dependent phospholipid binding.